Molecule: messenger RNA, 930 nt
Organism: Camelina sativa (false flax)
Lineage: Eukaryota; Viridiplantae; Streptophyta; Magnoliopsida; Brassicales; Brassicaceae
Product: large ribosomal RNA subunit accumulation protein YCED homolog 2, chloroplastic
Source: RefSeq, a predicted model, not a curated record
AUGGUUCAAGUUCUCUUCCUCCACCCCACACACACACACCAAAGCUUCCUUCUGAAAUCAUCCAUGGCUGUACGUUGUUUGGUAUCUCCAAAUCUCUUUAAUUCUAAUAACAACAAGGUUUCCGGACUUACUCGACGCCCUCGUUUGCUUCCUAUUUCUUGUCUCUCCAAGAAACACGAUCCUUCUUCUUCGGCAGCUAUUAAUGGAGGAGGGAGCUCAAAAAAGCGUCUGAUCACUUUAUCUCCUAGUGAAGGCAAAUGGAAUGGAAACUGGAACACUCAGUACGAUGUCUCUCUUCGUGACCUUCAACUUCAAGAUCUCGUUGAAGAUGGCCCUGCCAAUUCCCGUGUCUCUGUCGACCUCUCUGUCCAAAGGCACGCGAGCAUGGGUCUCUCGGUUGAUGGAAGGAUCAUGACUUCUAUCGCAAGAAAGUGCAGCAUUUGCUCCUCUCUUUAUUCUCGACUGAUCAAUACAAGUUUUACCGUCUGGAUUUUGCCAACAAGCCGAGAAAAUCGAGCUUCAACAUUGCCAGUAAUUGGCGGUGAUGAUCCUUCGGUUAUAUAUGUGAGACCUGGAUAUGAAGCUAACCUUGAUUCCCUUGUACAAGACACUAUCCGCCUCACAACGUAUGCUAAAGAUAUAUGCUCGGAUUCAUGUGAAAAAUCGGAACCGACACUGCACUAUGUUGGUGAGAAAAAUACAGCUUCUGUUCACAAGAGAUGGUCAAGACUACUUGAGCUUAAGAAGAUGUAGAAACCAUUUUUAUUUUUCAGUUUCUCUUUUCAAUGUAUUUCAAAGUCUCAUUAAGAUUUUGAUACUAUUCAUACUCAAAUAGAUACAAAAUAAAAUAAAAACCACAUCGACAAGAAAAUGUAAUGCUUUAUGUAACAUGUAAAUUUGUGAAACUGAUGAGGCUAGACCGCUGUCAUA